Messenger RNA from Sceloporus undulatus (fence lizard), 2201 nucleotides. RefSeq names its product triokinase and FMN cyclase (gene TKFC). Lineage: Eukaryota; Metazoa; Chordata; Lepidosauria; Squamata; Phrynosomatidae. Gene Ontology annotation, molecular function: ATP binding; glycerone kinase activity. The coding region runs from base 179 to 1942 and encodes 587 amino acids. Gene Ontology annotation, cellular component: cytosol. The transcript is spliced from 17 exons. Gene Ontology annotation, biological process: glycerol catabolic process. The record is from RefSeq and is a predicted model, not a curated record.
CUCCCUCGCGGCGCGUGUUUCGUAGCCCCGCCGCCGAGCGGAGUCUGGACCCAGGGCGAAGUCUGGCUGAAAGGCGGGGGAGGUGGGCCCUAGGCCAGCCAGUCCCUCAGGCAGACGGAGACCCCGGGCCCUACUCCCUCACUGACAGCCCAGGGCCCCAGGCGCGCCUCCCGGGACCAUGCAGGCCUCAAAAAAGCUAGUGAACACAAUUCUGGGUUGUGCAGAUGAUUCAUUGGCUGGAAUAGUGGCAUGUAACCCUCAUCUCCAGCUCCUGCAAGGACACAGAGUGGCACUGCGUUCUGACUUGGAAAACUUACAGGGCAAAGUGGCACUGAUUUCUGGAGGUGGAUCAGGACAUGAACCUGCACACGCAGGGUACGUUGGAAAGGGAAUGCUCACUGGAGUGGUAGCUGGCCCAGUAUUUACUUCUCCUGCAGUCGGUAGCAUUUUAGCAGCGAUUCGGGUUAUGAAAGACGCUGGAGCAGUUGGGACUCUGCUAAUAGUGAAGAACUAUACAGGGGACCGCCUGAACUUUGGGCUGGCAUUGGAACAGGCACGGGCAGAAGGGAUUGAUGUGGACAUGGUGGUGGUUGGGGAUGACUCUGCUUUCACCAAACAGAAGAAGGCUGGCAGGAGAGGGCUGUGUGGUACAGUUCUUAUACACAAGGUGGCUGGGGCUCUCGCUGAGGCAGGAGUUAGUCUAAAAGAAAUUGUUCGAAAAGUGACUGCUGUCAAAGGGCAAAUGGGCACCCUUGGAGUAAGUCUGUCCCCCUGUAGUGUCCCUGGAUCAAGACCCACCUUCCAGCUUGCUGAUGAUGAGCUUGAGCUGGGCUUAGGAAUUCAUGGUGAAGCUGGUGUAUGCAGGAUGAAAAUAACAUCAGCAAAUCAAAUUGUAAAGAUAAUGUUGGAUCACAUGACCAAUCGUUCCAGCGAUUCACAUCUUCAGCUCAGGUCUGGUGCAUCUGUAGUCUUGGUAGUGAACAACCUGGGUGGCUUAUCAUAUCUGGAGUUGGGUGUAGUGGCUGGAUCUGCAGUGCAUUAUCUUGAAAGGAAAGGUGUUCAAAUUUCCCGGGCUUUUGUUGGCUCCUUUAUGACUGCACUGGAAAUGGCAGGUGUUUCCCUUACCGUUCUGCUUGUGGAUGAUGAGAUACUGAGUCUCUUAGAUUCAGAUACUACAGCUGUUGCCUGGUCACAACCUGCCAAAGUGUCUGUUACAGGCCAGAAAAGAGAGAGGAUAGCGCCCAAGGAGGACUUUGAAGAAGAAGAGUCUUUUCCACCCGAAGUUCCAUCCUCCCCCUAUAUGAGACAAGCUCUAGAGAAGGUAUGUGACACACUGCUGAGCCUACAGGAUAAGCUGAAUGAUUUGGAUCGGGCUGCAGGUGAUGGGGAUUGUGGCAGCACACAUGCACGGGCUGCCAGAGCAAUCCAGGAAUGGCUGAAUGCAAGACCUCUACCGGUAGACCCCUCUAAACUGCUCUCUUCCCUUGCAAAACUGUUGUUGGAGAAGAUGGGGGGUUCCUCAGGGGCGCUCUAUGGACUGUUUUUAACAGCAGCUGCUCGGCCCCUGCGGAUUGACAAUGACUUGCCAGCCUGGUCAAUGGCUAUAGACGCUGGUAUUAAGGCCAUGAUGCAGUAUGGAGGAGCUGCACCUGGAGAUAGAACCAUGUUGGAUUCACUCUGUGCUGCUGCUGCAGAACUCAGAGCUCUGAAGAAGCCUAAUGCCAAUGCACUGCAGAUUCUAGCCAAAGCUGUACAGAAAGCAGAAGCUGCUGCUGAAUCUACAAAGAAUAUGGAAGCUGCUGCAGGCAGAGCCAGUUACAUCAGCUCAUCCCGCCUAGAGCAGCCAGACCCUGGGGCUGUGGCAGCUGCGGCGAUUCUUCGUGCAGUAUUGGAAGGGCUACAGACUAAAACCUCCCGUUCCCUGAUUCAGAACACAGUUUAGAACUUGCUAAAAUGUCAUGCACUUGUUCUUCUUCUCUUGUAUAGGGUUUUCUCCUUGAAUCAUAGUACCUUCGAAAUUACUCAGUGUCUGCUGCAACUUACCCUUCACACUUCCUGCCUGAGAACCCAUUUGUAGUGAAUGGUACUGGCUGGUGUUUCUGUGAACCUAUAUAUGCGAACAGGAGUGUGCUUUACAUUCUUGUUUUGGGAUCAGUACUUUUCCUUGUGCUUUGUGAAUAAGAGACCUGUCUUUUUUUGGA